AUGGAAGAAAGCAAACCCACCUGCACUCCCUCUUCUCCUUCUCAAAAACAAAAGCUAAAACUCAAAUACCCUUUUUGCUUGCCGUCCCCUUUUCGCAAAACCAAUUAUAAUCAUCACUCUUUACCUGCUUCCCCUCACGCUGACAAACCUUCAAGACUCCUCCGAACCUCCUCUUCUUCCUCCUCCUUCACUUCCACCUGGAUUAAGUCCCGUGCCCACGACAUUCCCGAUAUAAAGGAUAAGUGCAAGAAUUUCAUUUCUCGUAUUGGCCGAAAUGGAAACGCUAAUGGUCAAGCACACGGACAUGGACAUGGGCAUGGGCAUGGGCGCGGCCACCGCAGGCGUCACUCUAUGUCUGCCGAUUUCCACUAUGAUGCUAUGAGCUACGCCUUGAAUUUUGAUGAAGGCCACGAUGGAAGUCCUAAAAAUGAGUUUCCUUUGAGAAGUUUCUCGUCCAGAUUGCCCCAGUCCCCGAAGAGGGAGAUUGAGUGUAGUUGA
Messenger RNA from Hevea brasiliensis (rubber tree), 498 nucleotides. RefSeq lists its product as uncharacterized. The record is from RefSeq and is a predicted model, not a curated record. Bases 1 to 498 code for a protein of 165 amino acids. Lineage: Eukaryota; Viridiplantae; Streptophyta; Magnoliopsida; Malpighiales; Euphorbiaceae. The transcript has a single exon.